Molecule: messenger RNA, 5005 nt
Organism: Teleopsis dalmanni
Lineage: Eukaryota; Metazoa; Arthropoda; Insecta; Diptera; Diopsidae
Gene: wapl
Product: protein wings apart-like
Exons: 7
Coding region: 96-4955 (1619 amino acids)
Biological process (GO): regulation of chromosome condensation
Source: RefSeq, a predicted model, not a curated record
UAUUAAUGUAAAAAAUAUCUGGAUAAAGAUUCCUAGUAUAAAUUAUAUAAAAUUUUAACAACUACCUUUGCACGUAAAACGCUAAACAACUGAUAAUGUCGCGUUGGGGUAAAACAAUAGUCGUUCCUUUAGAUUCGCUUUGUAAAGAGAAAGAAAGCACGAAUCGCCCUACCGUAGCACGUUCCGUGGGUACUGUUGGAAAAUGGGGUAAAAUGGGUUUUACAUCAACAAGAACUUAUGCAUUGUCUGCGCUUCCAGCUGCUAUGGCAGCAGCUGCAGCAGCAGUGGCAGCAUCAACUCCCUCUCAAAGUCCGGCAUCAGCACUUGAUGACGAUCUAUCUCCGUCGAUUCCAGAACCUCCUAAACCAAAAAAGUUCUUUAAAUCACGAAAUACUACUCCACCAGAAGUCAUAGCACAAAUGCUACAACAAUUGCCGCGUGUAGCAACAUCACCGACACGUGAUUCUUCACAUAAUCCCAGUUAUCUUAGCACGCCAGUACUAGGCUCAGAGCCUAUGAAAAUGAAAAUUUGUAAAAGUAAUUCUGCUGAGCGGAAGAAGAAAUCAACUAAAAAACUAGCUAAAGCGAAAAAAUCGACGGAGGAUAUAGAUGAUGAUGAUAUAGAGUCUUUAACUCCUAAACAACCCUCAGAGUCUAAAUCGAAAAAGAAAAAAGAAGUGAAAAAAAUCAAACCGGAGGCUCCGCCUUCGAGAAUAAUACCGCGUGCAAGAAAGGCAAUUAAUUACUGUGAGGAUUAUGAUGAUGAACGAACGUCUACACCAAUCAAAGAUAUAAUAAUACCGAAGGUUAAGGAAAAGGUAACUGAUGUACUGAAUUCGCUACCUGUAGAUGAACCGGCCUUACCACCUCCCGCUACGCCAUCCAUAACUUCCAAUCAGAUUUUAUCUACUGUAACAAAUCCUACUGCACCCGUAAAUAUGGCUCCCAAAACACCAGAACAUCCACCAAUUGUGCUGCGAAUAUCAAAGGGUAUUUCACGUUUGGUUAGUACAGACAGUGAGGAGCAACCAACAAAUGCCAGUAAUUCACCGCAUCAGCACGAUAUUGAAGGAACAAAAUCACGCCACGCUUCUACUGAAGAAGUGCCUGUCCCACCACUUAAUGUAGCAACUGUAUUACCAACUACUCCUAAAAUCAUUGUUAAGCCGCCUAAGCCUCCGUCUCCUGAACCGCCGCCACUGCUUAACGAGAACGACGAAAUUAAUUAUUGUACUGUUAAAAUAUCACCGGAUAAACCACCCAAAGAACGUCUAAAGAUAAUAAUAAAAACCAACGUAAUUCGAAAAGCAAACGCAGCAGCAGCAGCUGAAAAAGCCAACUCAGCAGAUACAGCUACAGAAGGUGACCGACACGAAAAAGAGAAGAAACAAAGAAGUAAAAAGCAUAAACACCCGAAACACACUUCUGUAGAACAUUUAAUACCUGCAGCUUCUACUUCCAUCAGUGAAUUUAAAACACCAUCUCCACACUUGGCAUUAGGCUUAGCUACGGAACAACAACAGCCACCUUCACGCACUAUCAUUUCUCCGCCAGCACUCUCUGAACGUGACUUUGAUUCACAAUCAUCAGUACUCGGUAGCAUUUCUUCCAAAGGAAACAGUACCCCACAGCUGCAAGUGCAAACGCCACAAGAGGAAAGUUGCGUUGUACGGAGCAGAGGUUCCAGUGUAAUAACUAGUGACCUUGAAACGAGUCAGCACUCAUCUCUUGUUGCAGCGCCUUCUGAUAUAGAGUCUCGUCUCGAAUCUAUGAUGAUGGAUGGUGAAAAUAGUCAACGUUCUAUAAACCUUUUGGAAGCAGAACCUUUGCAAGAGGACAUACUUGCGAUUUUACGUGGUGAUGAUACUCAAGCGAACGAUAUCGUUAACGUAAAAGUUAAUGGUACUAAUAAUGAAGGUGAAGGAGAGAUUGCUGCAGACGAGGAUGUUGAAAUGCAGGAUACAAAGCGGCGUACUCGCGGGCGUGGGCGAGAACCCAUCGCAGUGAAAGCAAAUUGCGUUGAUGAAGAAGAAGAAAUGCCAGCUGCUCUAAAAGCGCAGCCAGCAACUCGUACACGUGGUCGAAAACCACAAGUAAAUGUGCCCUUAGUUGCACAAGAGGCUCCAACACUAAAGCGAACAACAAGACGUGGCGCAAAGAAACCAGAAGAAGUGACUGCCACUGUAGUUGCAAUGGAAAUUGAAGAACUUUCUCCGAAUAAAUAUGCAGCUGAAGAUAUGUCACCAAAUAAGUCCGAAGAAGAGAAUCUGCCUACACAACCAACAGCCAGGAGGGGUCGUACGACGCGAAGCGCCAAAAAUAACAAUAAUCUGAGUACUAAUAAUAAUAUAAACAAAAUAGCCGAUAAUCUCUCAGCUAAAGCAGAUGCCUCCAAUGAAUUGAAAGCCUCAACAAUUAACACAUCACAACCCACUUUGACAACGCAAUCAACACAACGGAGCUAUGGCCGUAAACGCAAAAAUCAACAAGUGACGAAAGUUUUGCAACCUACAGAAGAGGACGAUGAUGCACAACAAAUGAUGCCAGCCAAAAUACCCAAUAUUGAAGUAACAGAUGUGCCAGGUGGAACUACAACAACGUCAGUCUCGCCAUCACCUGAACUUUCCGCCCAAAAACGACAUACAUCCACGGUAGAUCUACAUGAUGCCAAUUCUAAUUCAAACUCUCUUACUCGUCCAUCCAGCACAACACCUAUAUCUCCUCCAAGACGAGAUUAUAAAAUUAAAGAUAAAUUUAAGCGCACCUUAACUUUAGACAAUCAAGUAAAUUGCAAUGCAGUAGUAGCUUCAAAUGCCAACUCACUGUGUGCUGAAAACGCAGGAGUUGGUGAGGAAGAGCAACAGCGCGGUAGUGUAAAACUGGUCAUAUCUAAAAAGAAAGGCAGUAUCUUCAAAAGCAGAGCACUUGUUCCACCAGAACAGUCUGAGCAAUCAUCUGUUGCUAAACGACAUCUAUACAAGCACAGUUGGGACGCCCAAGCGAAUGGUGGCACUCGCAGUGAUGGCACUGCAUCACCUGCCAAAUCAAAUAAUACGCAAGGCACUGUGCCGGAUGAUUUUAGUGAAGACUUUAAUCCUAUCGAAAAAUUAACACGCGUAGUUAAACCAAAUCCUCAAGCGAAUCCUUUUGAUAUAGACAUUGAUGCUGAGAAACCUGCUGAUACGAUUACUAGCAUUAAAGUUGAUCGAAAAGCGAAAGAAUAUUACACUGUUGUGCGGAAUGUGAAAGCUGCGCAUCAAAUACAAGAAAUUGGUGAAUAUCAAGAGAUGGACGAUGAUGUAGAGUACAUUCUGGAUGCAUUACAACCGCAUAAUCCUACUCCAACGCGUUGUUUAUCAGCCUUACAAUUGGCCACAAAAUGCAUGACUCCCGCUUUUCGUAUGCACGUAAGAGCACACGGUGUAGUGACCAAAUUUUUCAAGGCGCUUUCCGAUGCGAACAAAAAUUUGAGUCUUGGACUUUGCACCUCAGCUAUUAUGUAUAUACUUUCUCAGGAAGGUUUAAAUAUGGAUUUGGAUAGGGAUGCUCUUGAACUAAUGAUGAACCUACUUGAGUCGGAAAGUGUUGCUGCACCUUCGGAUAGAGCAAAUUAUGAACGCAAUAAACAGAAAGUGCGAGAACUUUGCGAAGAAAUCAAAUUGCAAGGAAAAGGAACACAUCUAAAUGUUGACUCGAUUUCAGUGGGUACAUUAGCAAUGGAAACUUUGCUUUCAUUGACAUCAAAGCGUGCAGGCGAGUGGUUCAAGGAAGAAUUGAGAGAACUUGGUGGUUUAGAACAAAUUAUUAAAACAAUAUGCGAUUCCUGUCGACCCAUUAUCACGUGUAGUGAAGAAUCAUUAGCCAUUAAUUGGACGCAUUCACUUUUAGAAAAUAUACAAACUGUGGAGCGUUGUAUGCGGGUGCUAGAAAAUGUAACGCAAAUGAAUGAAGAAAAUCAGAAAUAUAUUUUAAAUUAUGCAAAAGGAGGAACUGUGAAAACGCUCUGCACGUUGUAUAGAUUAUGUGAUCGGGAACUAGUUUUGCAUCCUACAAGUGAACAUACGGCCAAAGAUGAUCCUGGUGUGCUACUGCGUCAAGUGCUGAUACCACUGAUGAAAGUACUCAUUAAUUUAACACAUACGUUCAAUCCAGCAAAUGCAGUGGGGCCCGAGGUGGUUGGACAACAAAAAGAUCUUAUAGAAAUAAGUUUCCAUUUAUUGCUGCAAGCACCGAAUUACAUUCCUGAUAAAUGCGUCUUCGAACUAAGCAUAUUGGUGCUUUUGCUACUUAUAAAUCUUUCUAUGCACAAUAUACCAAAUCGAACUGCAAUUAUCAAAGCAUAUGCUCCAUCAGAAUUUGGUUUACAUUAUGAUGAUCAACAAACUAAGAUGACAGCUGUUCAAGCUUUGAUGGAAUAUUUCUACAAAUGUGAAGAGUUAGCUAGACUGGUUGAAAAGAAUACAGAUGCAAUUUUGGAUAAUACUGAGAAAAACAAAAAAAAACAAGAGGAAGUAGACGAGACUGUAAACAACUUACUACAAAAGGCGGGACAUCACAUGGAGCAUACCCUUAAAGGUAGUUACACUGGCAUACUCAUUGGACACUUAAUUACAGAUAAUGAAGAGUAUGAAGCUGUAAUACGCACACAUUUGCAUGGUAAUGGAUUCAAAGAGCUUGUCAGUGUUUUGGAAAAAUACUACACAUUCAUGAAUUUAACAGCGAGCUCGGAAGCUUCUGUUGUCGCACAUAUUAAGUCUACAAAGAAAAUAAUUGAUUACUUUAAGAAACGUGAUUUAGUAAAUGAAAUGAAUGAACCAAAUGAUAGUGCGCUUCCAUUGAAUUUAGACACAAGUCAGUCUAAUGUUACAGAUACUUCACCAUCAACUUCAACUGGCGCUUCGGGAUCAACUCGAAGUAACGCGCAACGCGUGUACAAAACAUACAGUUCCAGAUAAUUUUGCUGUACAGAAACUUAAAUGAAUUUUAUCUGUGCCACUACAAAAAA